AAACACUUUUGCAUAGCACCCAUUCGGAGCCAGCAAAGCUCUGUCCGACUCAAUAGAGGCACCUUCAUGGCAUGGAGCUCCGUCGUGCAAAACAACGCCGCCGGAUCAACUUCCGUGUGGAGGAGUACAGCACUGAGGAGUGCGAAUUCACCGAGAAGUUGGUGAAGUCCCUUCACGACGGCUGGAGCAAGCGUCCGACAGCUUGGACCCGGCUAUUGACGCUAGAGCGCGACGAACGGACAUUUCAGUCGGAAGGUCUCAGCCGCGGCACAGAGUCGUUGAGCGAUCGUCGGUGCAGCAGCAGCCGAUCCCAACGCAUCUCGUGCGAAGAGCAGACCACCAUGAAGACUAUGCCUUCCAGACCCCGCACCACCCAGGCUGCCCCUGGCUGGUCCCUGAGAUAUUGCGAGCUGCUGGGUGUGGGACCAACUCCGUCGCAGCGGAGGGUGACGCGGCGUGACGCUGUGACAGCUUUACCUUUGCCAGUGGAGCGCUUCAGAGACGCGCUCGAGAGGGCGCGCUCGUCGGAAAACUCUGUCUUCUUGGCAUCACGGUCAAGGGGCCGCCGCGACCAGCGCUUGAACAAGUUUGAAACAUUUCAAAGGCAGGAAAGCAGGUUGAAGGGUCGUCGCAGGGCAGUUCAAGCAGAUGUGAUGGGGCAGACACGAAGAUGUAUCAACCUGGCUUUCAAGUACAUGCAGAUGAACCACACAGAGCGCAUCGAUUACUUGAAGAAACUGUUCGACACAAAGCUAUCAAAGGGUGGCAGUGUGAACCGUCCUGACCAGUAUGGCAUUUCCAACGAGGAGCUCAAAGGUUUAGCACUGAAGAUGGGUUUGCCAGAGCAGGAGGUUAGCCAUUUGGACGUGCAAUUCCGGCACUAUGAUUUCGAUGGCUCCGGCACUUUAGAUUUGGAGGAGGUGAGGAAUAUCCUGGCAGAUAUCGGCCUCACCCCGCAAAAUCGUGAGGAGAAGUGCGAGGUCACCGAAUGCAUCAACGAGAAGACUCAGAAGAUGGGCUGCGAGGAGUUCGAAUUUGAAGGCUUUUUGGACCUUCUUAAGUCUGUGAGGGAGCGUUUGAAGCAGGUGCAGAGCAUCAAAUGCUGGCGGCUCUUCCAUGAGGCAGACAUCCUUGGGGUAGACAGCCUGGAGAUGCUGAAGAUCUUUUCGCUUCUGGAGAACAAGCUUGGUUUCUUCUUGCGCUCACAAGAAGAACACUCAGAGGCUGUGAACAUUUUCGCGUCGUGUGACGCGGAUUGUGAUGGUUGUUUGAACCUGGACGAGUUUCAAGCUUUUGUCCAAAAGGUAAGAGCCAAGUUGCUGACGCUUCGUCGGCGAGAAGAAGUCCAGAUUGCAAAGAAGUUUGAUUUGGAGCCCGAGAUUCUGCACGAGUUUCGCUCAAAUUUGCCGUUCUUGUGGAAGAUUUUCGAGCGCUACUCCUUCAACAAGCCGGACCAAGGUGUGCGCAAGGAAGACCUUUUGCCAUACAUGGUGGAUAUCGGCCUGGCUCCAUCCAAUACUGAAGAGCCUCAGUGUCUUCCAUUGAUUGACAUCAUCACAGAGUUUGCCCGGCCUUACACCAAGUUCCCUGCCUUGCUGGACAUCAUGCAGAAGGGGCGUUUGGCGGUCCGUGCCAGUCUGGAAGAGGACUUAACAGCUAGCUUCCGGUACUACGAUCGGGACGGAAGCGGGCAACUGAGCAUGCAAGAAAUCUACGGAAUUCUCGAGGAGUUUGGAAUGCUUCCACGGAGCAAAGCGGAGCAGCAGGAGGUGGGGCUCGUCAUAGAGCAGUUGGAUCGAGAUGGAUCUGGUGCUUUUGAUCUCUUCGAGUUUCAUGAUUUUUUUCAGAUGAUGAUCGAGCAAGGGCGGCUAACUGAGCGCAAGAACGAGCAUGAGGCUGCAAUCAGCCUCAACUUCUCUGAAGAAAACUUUGCAUACCUCCGGAGGACUUGGAUGUCACUGAAGCCUCGAAUGGAUGGGACUGUGACGCAGAUGAACCUGGCCCAUUCCUUGGUGCACCUCUUGCAACUCUUGAAUCCUGGUGGCCUUUCUUCUGAUGAGCCAGUGCGGAACUACAUGCGCUCUGUGCAGCAGGCUCCCGACAUCGCCAUCAAUUUUGUUGGCUUCCUGAACACUGUGCGACAUGUAAUGGCCAGCGCAGAAGAGGAAGUUGAUGAUGCCAAAGGAGAUCGAGGAGAAAAGAAAAAGACUGCCAGCUACACUUCAUGACAGGAUUAGAGCAUCCGCACCUGAAGCUGCCCAAGGCAGAGAGGUAGAAUGAGGACAGUCCCCACUCGACGGAAAGAGUGAUUUGG
Messenger RNA from Durusdinium trenchii, 2314 nucleotides. The record is from the annotation of a GenBank genome assembly. Lineage: Eukaryota; Dinophyceae; Suessiales; Symbiodiniaceae.